Trichoderma breve is the source of this 3288-nucleotide messenger RNA. RefSeq lists its product as uncharacterized. Gene Ontology annotation, molecular function: metal ion binding. Bases 1 to 3288 code for a protein of 1095 amino acids. NCBI's taxonomy places the organism in Eukaryota, Fungi, Ascomycota, Sordariomycetes, Hypocreales, Hypocreaceae. The transcript has 6 exons. The record is from RefSeq and is a predicted model, not a curated record.
AUGGCUCAAUCCGGUUAUGGGUACGACCCAUUACAUGGCUACCAUCCACAGGCUCCAUAUGGGCAUCAGCCGUAUCCCUCAUACCCGGCUUCGAUUCACAGUUAUCCAAACGGCACGGUGCAAAACAUUGUACAAAGCGAACCGGCCUCCAGAGAUCCGUAUAAUCCGCACAACGUGAUUCCCGGAUUAGGCCUGAAUUUUUCGCAAAAUGCGGCGCAGUGGCCAGCUCCCUGGGCAGGCCAGCAACAUUCGUUCGGGCAGGCGCCCCCUACUACUGAAGGAAAUGGCCCUUCACAACAAAAUGAUAUGAGCGAGGAAGGAGAAGUCAGCGAAGGUGAAGUCGAGGACGCCUAUGAGCCAAGAGACGCUGAGGUUGUCGCCGACGUAUCAAAUCAACACGGAAAUGGGGGCUACUACUCAGCUGAGUAUGGCAUUGCGCAUGUCAGAAGAGUCGCUGUUGACCCGUCAGCCGCUUUUUCUGCUGCGCUAGGUCGAGAUCGAUCAGGUUCAUAUUCCCCGUACCUAUCCCCCCAAGAAAUCGACCAUCAAGCGAUGACUGAUUCUCCUGAUGAAUCACAUUCGAACAAUAUUGCCCCUGCAAAACCAUCACAGCUGUCUCCCAAAACAAACGGACCGAACCAUACCGCAGCCAACCCAUCACCUGUCAAGAGCGUUGCUACGGCACGGAAACAGGCUCAGGAUGCCAUCUUGCGGCUUUGGCCAUUAAACGUACGAUAUCAAAAUUACGUUGAUGAGGGAAUCGACGAGUCGUUAUUAGGUGGCCUCUUUGACGAACUGGGAUUCGAUAUGGCUCUGCCAGAUAACAUCACGACUACCGAUCCUAGCCAGGAAAAAAAGGCAAAGGCAGAAACAAAAGAUGAGACUCUACCCACCGGUAGCAACCAACGACAACCCGGUGCUGAAGGGAAGCCUGCCAGCGCACCGGUGAAAGACAAGUCAGAGGAGCGCAAGGAUCGCAUUGCGCGACUCCUAGCUGCGAAAAGCUCAAAGCCAAGCACCUCUUCAACCUCGGCUUCAAUUCCUGCUCCAAAGACACAGUCUGAGAAAUCAAAGCUUUUAUAUCAGAAGAUGGAGGCCCUGCGGAAAGCUCGUGAGCUUGAGGCGCGAGGACAAAAGCGACCCCAUCAAGACGUGCUCUCUCGCCAAACCCACCAAGCAAAGGACAAUGCCACGGCCACCGCUUCCUUCGAUACGUCCACCAGUGGCAUUCGAUCUGCCUCGCGGGAACAUACGCCGGGCCAAAGCGAAAGCCCCAAUGGACCGUUUUCCCUCCCCAUUCCUGGACUUUUUCUGUCCUCCACGCCACAGCCCUCGCACUUUGCACAAAUAUCGAAUUUGGAACGCCCAGCUUCUACGAGUGUGGUGGAUUCUAACCCGAGGCCAUUCAAACGUCCUUUCGGCCAGACCAGAAGAUCUCGUCCAUUCCUCAUUGAUGUCAGCGACGAUGAAGAUGAUACUGAAAUGGAUCUUGAUUCUCCUGAGCAGAAGGUGGUGUCGCUAGCUACGAGGCCCAACCCAAAUCUGAAGACUUCUAUUUCUAUGCGCAGCAUCCCAUCAGUUACAGACAACGCAGCUGCAGCACAGCAAUAUUCGAGCCCACUGGCAACACCACCUGGCAGUGGCAGUGACAAUCACGCAAGAAAUAACCUGGACAGCAUGACCAAGAAGAUUGAGGACAUGAAAAGAAGAAUCGCAGAGGCUGAGGCUCGUAAGAAGGCAAGGCAGUCGCAACCAGAUUCACCGGCUCUACCAACAUUGAAUGGUGAUUCUCUUAAUAGCAGUUUUGAGACAGCCAUUGCCAACAAGGAUACGAUUUUACCUGUAUCGCUAUCUAUUGAACCUGGAGGAGUUUCUCAUUCGACGCCUUCAGUAUCUGGGCCAUCCCCUAGAGUGCCGCAUCAGUUAUUGGAUUUGAGUCCCCUAAGUGUAAACGAACGACGACGUAGUCGAUCGCGUGCGGCAAGCGAGCGUCUUCCCGCCAUCGAAGCUCGCCGUCGGGAGCAACAGCUCAAAUUGCAACUGUUGCAGGCUCAAGUUGCAAACAUUCAACGCGAAAUUCAACAAAGCCUAGAAGAAGAAGAGAAAUUAAAGGAGGAUGUUGACAUUGAGUCAGACAGUGAACAAACGCGAGAGCGGCAAGGUGAAGCUCAGACUCCUUCUAAACCACCAAGUCCUUCCUCUCCGGUAACAGACACAAUGGACAUUGCGAGCACCUCUCCUCAAAGCAAUAAUGUUUCUCAACAUGGCCGAGAGGCUUUCGUACACCAAACCGAGGAAUCACGGGAAGAGCAACAGCCCGGUAUGCCCUUGAUGGCGCAGGCUGAGCAAAGUCUACCGACCGAUUCCCAAGCCGCUAAUGCUGCAACUGUACUCGCUGAGGACGACAACCAAGAGGCUAUUCAAAGCGCCAUGUCGACACACGACGACAACACUGCAACAUUAGCGGAUGAAGCGCAAGACGUGGCCAUGUCGGAAAGUGGCGAUUCCGACAAUGCAGACUCUGAAGACGGAUCUGACGACUACGAGCCUCCAGAUGUUGAAGUAUCUAGCUCCUCAAAGAAUCUUUCACGAGCGUCAACCCCGUUUAGUCCCGCACCGGCUGAUCUAGUUUCAAUCCCCGAAACGAGCCCCAGUGGCUUCCAAGAUCAAGAUCAUACGACAGAUGCUAUUGCCACGCAACAGAUAUCGACAGUUGAACAGGAUACAGCUUCUGAAAGUGGAAGAGAAGUAGACGUUGCCCUGCACGCGAACGACCGACCAUUAUAUCUAAUUACUAAUCAGGUUGACCAAGUAAGUGAGGCGGCUCCGGCCUCAGCUCCAGCCUCUGAUACCCUCCAGACCACUUUUGUACCGUAUGAAUCGCCCCUUCGAUACUUUCGCGCAUAUCGCUUCCAUCCAGAGUAUUCCCAAUCCGUCGCUGGCGGUCUUCGCUCUUUAACAUACAGCAAUAAAAUAGACGUGAAGCAGGAGAUGUGCCCUGAUGAGCUGGCAAAUAGCAAUUGUCCGAGGGGCAAAGAGUGCCAGUUUCAACAUUUCGAGAGCAUGCAGGCUCCGGAUGACCAAAUCCUCCUCCAGCUCGGCGCUCACGGCGACUUUGAGGAGCAGAAGAAACACGAGUACAUCAACGGGCUACGUCAUCUCUUGACAGACUUUCGCAACCGCAAAGUCAAGGACUUUCAAACCAUCAGCCAGGGUAUCAUUGACUACCGAGCCCAAUUCCUUGGAGACAGGAGCAAGAUUCUCCCUCUGGGUGGCGUUACGAUUUGA